AUGAAGAAAAUUGAGGAGAGUAAGACGAGAAGAAUGGAGAUAGGAAAAUCUUGCAAAAUUAGUGAGAAGAAGAAGAGUAUUAAUAAGAAAGAGAAAUGGGAGAGAAGUAAGAGAAAAGAUGACAUAUAUAAAGGUAAGGAACUAAUUAAAAGAAUUAAAAAUUGCAAAGAUGAUGAUAAUAUCUUCGAUUUUAUUGAUGACAGUACUUAUAAAAAAUACAUUCUGAGAAUACAACAUGAGGACGUUACAAAAAAAAAGGAAAAAAAUGAUCACCUUAAAAAUGGAAGUAUAGAGAAAGAGAAAGUUUGUCAACAUGUGGAAGCCCCAUUUAUCUACUUCGAAUCUGUUAAUGCAUAUGAAUUGAAGAAAUUUAGUGGAUCCGAUAAAGUUUUUACCUUAUUAUUUGAAAUGACAAAAAUAAACAUGGAAAGACUAUACAAUGAUAGUAAUUUUUUAAAUAAGGGUUGGUCUGAUGAUAAGAAAUGGAAAGAAUUACAAAGUGAUAAAUGCAAAUUGAUAUUAGGUUUUCUACAACACACAAAUGAAGAAAAUGAAUAUACAUUUGAUGAAAAAAAAGAUCAUCCAUCUGAUCCAACAAACAAUGGGGAAAAGAAGAAAGAUCGUUUAUCAUUCCUUCAAAUAAUAAAACAAAAUGAUAAAAAUAAAAAUGAUUUGGAAAUAUACCUAUCCAAACAUAAACUAGUAUGCUUCGUGCACUACAGAUUAACAGCUGAUUAUCCACCUUAUGAAAACACAACCGUUUGUUACCUCUACGAAAUUCAAAUUGCACCAGCAUACACAAAACGUGGAAUUGGUAAACAUCUCAUAGACAUGCUUAAAGCUUUAUGUACACGCAUUAACAUUCCAAAAAUUUUAUGCACUGUUUUGAAGAAAAAUUUUAAUGCAGUUUUGUUUUACAAAAAUAAGUGUUCCUUCGAAAUUGAUCAAAGUUCCCCAGAUAACUUUGCUUCAGACGAUUCAGAGGAAUGUGAAUAUGAAAUAUUGAAGCUUGAUGUUUACAAGCACCCAAUGAAGGAUGGAAAUUAA
Messenger RNA from Plasmodium gonderi, 1047 nucleotides. RefSeq names its product N-acetyltransferase. Gene Ontology annotation, cellular component: nucleus. The transcript has a single exon. Gene Ontology annotation, molecular function: histone H4 acetyltransferase activity; protein N-terminal-serine acetyltransferase activity; histone H2A acetyltransferase activity. NCBI's taxonomy places the organism in Eukaryota, Apicomplexa, Aconoidasida, Haemosporida, Plasmodiidae. The record is from RefSeq and is a predicted model, not a curated record. Bases 1 to 1047 code for a protein of 348 amino acids.